This is a messenger RNA of Strongylus vulgaris, 1113 nucleotides long. The record is from the annotation of a GenBank genome assembly. Lineage: Eukaryota; Metazoa; Nematoda; Chromadorea; Rhabditida; Strongylidae.
AUGCCUGAAUAUGAUGCAGGAUACUUUUUCUGCACAGCACAUAAUCGACUUGGAAAGGCGCAUGCGCAAGUGGAACUUGUAGUUGUAGAUAAAGCGCAAGUGCAAGUGAACUCCGAGAACUCGCUGAGUACACAGGAAGCUGUGAACAUCACUUGUUCGGUAGCAGUGGAUUGUGGGAAAUCAUCUGAUUGUCCGGAAGCGUUCUUCAAAUGGACGUUUGAUAAUCGCUCAUUGGAAUCUAUACCGAGUUUGCACAUAAAAACCAAGUUCCGUGAGCAAAUGCGUCCGUCAACACAUGGGCGUCGACUUGUGCAAAAAGUCGACCUUCAGAUGUCACCUUCUGGAAAAUCUGCGAAACCCAAUAAAGUCGUGUGUUUUUCCCUGUAUGGUGAAGAUACUUUGGAGCUAGCACCAAAGCCAUUGAUUCCUGCUCCACUUGCGGUGAAAGCUGAACAGGAUAAACAGGCUGUCCGUUUAGCAUGGAGAAAACCCAGCACCCAUCGUGAUAUAAGAAAUCAUGCGAUUAGUAGGGAGAAUGAAGCAUCUGGCGGAUAUUUGGUGGAACUUCGAACUAAAGAGGAUCGUCAGUGGAGGCCUGCUCCUCGUGAAGUUGUUGCCGAAACAGAUUCUCAAAGCGUUUUGCUUGAUGGCCUUUCUCCCAACACUCUUUAUCAGUUUCGAGUGCGAACCAUUGACUCGGUCAGCUCUGGUGACCUUUCUGCACCCACAACUUGGAUCCAAACCCCUCCAGCUGCUCCAACUGAGGCUGUUGACGGACUACGAUGGAGGACGCUCGACAAUAACACUAUUUUUGUUGAGUGGAAUCCGGUGGAGAAGGUGCAUAGCUCUGGAGAACAUCUUCGAUACCGAUUAUCAUGGUCGCUAGAGGACAAUGACAAGAUUGAGACUUCAUCCGAGGGAAAGCGUUCUUUUCGCACUCAUCACCAACUUGUAGAGACGAAAACACCCCAAGCGAUAGUCAGAAUGAACACAACGGACGAGUGUCGAAUGUUGAUCUUUUCCGUGAGACCAGUGAACGAUCAGGGAGUUGGCCUCACUAGUACCGAUACGGUAGCCUUUAUAAAUAAUGAAGGUACGUAUUGGUCUACCUGA